Messenger RNA from Ruditapes philippinarum (Manila clam), 1789 nucleotides. RefSeq lists its product as uncharacterized. The transcript is spliced from 2 exons. The record is from RefSeq and is a predicted model, not a curated record. NCBI's taxonomy places the organism in Eukaryota, Metazoa, Mollusca, Bivalvia, Venerida, Veneridae. The coding region runs from base 313 to 897 and encodes 194 amino acids.
AUUGGUUGUAUGAAUAGAAAAAAGAAGUGAUUAAAUCAAUUAACCUAGCAAAUAAUUUUAAUCCUCUUAUUAAAAAUAUUUAAAUCAGUGACCGGAGAUUAAUGUUUUAAAGUAGAUUUAGCGAAGGAUACUCCUAGAAGUUUAAGAAAAAAACAAAAAAACAAGUAUAAUAUUACAACAGACUUGGACGUACAGGCGUAAAGACAGACAUAAUAAAUUCAUCACUUGCAAUAAUGUGAUUAUUCUACACCAAUAUUUAAAAGGAUUUUUAAUAAACUUAACGGAAAUAUAAUUUAAAAAAUACAUUUAAAAAUGGCGGAUGACGAUUUUUUUGGUGCAAAACCGGACGUGACAAAAGAGCUUAUAAAGACGAAAGCCUCGAAUAAAAGCACGAGAAUGGAAUAUCUAAGGAUGAAAUCUGAAAUGUCAGUUAUAAACAGACAAGCGUCUUCAAUGCAUUCUAUACCCGAAGAGACAGCCAGUCGAAGAACAAGUGUAGUUUUACCGGAAGUUGUAAUGAAGGAACAGCAAGAGGAGCCAGAAGUGACGUCAUUUCCGUUUGUCGAAAGUACAAAUGGUGCCUCAAAGAGACGCGACAGUAACGUAAAAGCUAUAGACGCAAAGGAUAAUAUUGGACAUAAACACGGUGCUAAGCUAUGCACGCUAUCAGCGAUGGUCCAUAUGAAAAUCAUCGCGUCAAAAAGAGCUAAGUCCAUUAAACAACUUCGUAGAAAUCCGAAAACUACUUUAGAUGACAAAAAUAAAUUGAAUGAACUCGAUUCCGAUAGUGAUGAAAAUGACGAAAACGACGGCCCAUUAUCAUACCUAAAUAACUGCCGCUAUUUAAGAGGAACAAAAGAAGACCAGGAGCUGUCGAUUGAAGACAUUUUUGGUUGAUUUAUCUCUUUGAGAUAUUUUGAAUCUUAUACGUUCUAAGUAAAACAUGGCAGAUCGUUUUCAAUAAUAAUAUAAUGCAUAGAUAAUUAUCAAAGGGAGACCUCACAUUCUUUUCAAUUUCAUGAUUAUGUAGUUAUCGUUUUUUUUCUGUUAUUUUAUUGGUGUAGAAAAAUACUUUCCAAUAUUGCUAAGUGUAUAUAUGUUUCUGGUCAUACUUAUUUAUUAUCACAAUACAGAAAAUGUCGCCAACUUUAUAUGUUAUACUUACUUUAUUAUGUUUUUUAUUGUAAUAUUUUGUCAUCCCCUAUUGGUUAUUAAGAUAGUUAUUGCCCCAGUGCCCAUUUCUUCCAUCGUCGGUUAGCCAUGAUAUAUAUUCCGUACAUAACUACGAGGUUAUUAUUUUAUAUCAUAAUUUAGACGUAAAUUUAUCUAAAUACCGUAGUAUGUACGGAAUAUUUAUACCGUGGGUAAGCGACGAUGAUAUCUUCUUCUUAAUUUUUUUUUGUUUAAAAAGGAUACCUUUAGAAGUUUUAUAAUGCAUAGUUUGAAAACAUGUUAUAAAAGGCAUUGAAAGAUCUAUGUUUCCUGUUAUUAUAGCACAUGAUUUAUUGUUUACAUGCUUCUAUGAAAUUUAAUGAUAAUAUUAUAUGAAUUUAUUUGUUAUUUUUCAUGUUACUAUAUAAUUAUUGAUAUUUUUUUUAAUGAAAACGGAAACGUACUUCUUUCGUGAAAAAAGAGGUUAUUCAUUUUAAUUGCUUAUUUAUAUCAUUUAUUGAUGAUUUAUUUAUGAUUGACAUUUACGGAACACUAACACAGUAAAGAUUAUUUGGCAAACUCCCAGCUUAAUUGGCGGAGAAAACCUUUCAUAUUUGAGCCGCGCCUGACAAAACCA